Messenger RNA from Vigna angularis (adzuki bean), 2038 nucleotides. Its product is annotated as pectinesterase 3. The transcript is spliced from 2 exons. Gene Ontology annotation, molecular function: pectinesterase inhibitor activity; pectinesterase activity. Lineage: Eukaryota; Viridiplantae; Streptophyta; Magnoliopsida; Fabales; Fabaceae. The coding region runs from base 145 to 1899 and encodes 584 amino acids. The record is from RefSeq and is a predicted model, not a curated record. Gene Ontology annotation, biological process: cell wall modification.
CUCGGUAACGUGUCUUUUAUUUGUUUAUUUUUUCUUUUAUGAAAUGCCACCAAAGUUCCAUAUAAAAGGGAAAGUAUAGAAGCUAGAAAGAGCCAUUUUUUAGUACAGAGUAGAUAGUGUGAGCAAACCAAACAGAUCCUAAGAAUGGAUACAAUUAAGUCAUUCAAGGGCUACGGCAAAGUUGACGAGCUGGAACAGCAAGCCUAUCAGAAGAAGACACGUAAGCGAAUCAUAAUCAUCACAGUGUCUUCCAUCGUUCUAAUUGCGGUCAUCAUCGCUGCGGUUGCAGGGGUCGUCAUACACAACCGCAACAACAAAUCGUCGCCCUCAUCUGACUCGGCCCAGCAAACUCAGUUGUCUCCGGCCGCGUCACUCAAAGCGGUGUGCAAGGCUACUCGCUACCCUGACUCCUGCUUCUCCUCCAUAUCCUCGUUGCCGGAAUCCAACACAACCGACCCGGAGCUCCUCUUCAAGCUCUCGCUACGCGUCGCCAUUGACGAGCUCUACAAGCUCUCCAGCUUCCCUUCCAAGCUCCGUGCCAAUGCGGAGCACGACGCGCGUCUGCAGAAGGCAAUCGACGUCUGCAGUUCCGUCAUCGGUGACGCGUUGGACCGCCUCAACGACUCGAUCUCCGCGCUCGGAACCGUCACCGGAAGGAUUGUUUCUUCGGCGAGCGUCAACGACGUGGAGACGUGGCUCAGCGCGACGCUCACGGACCAGGACACGUGCCUCGACGCGCUUGGCGAGCUGAACUCCACCGCCGCUCGCGGCUCUCUCCAGGAGAUCGAGACCGCCAUGAGGAACUCCACGGAGUUCGCGAGCAACAGCUUGGCUAUCGUGACGAAGAUCCUUCGGUUGCUGUCGCAGUUCGAGAAACCGGAUCACCACCGGCGGCUGCUAGAGUUUCCGCAGUGGCUGGGCGCGGCGGAGCGAAGGCUGUUGGAGGAGAAGAACAACGAAUCGACGCCGGAUGCUGUGGUGGCGAAGGACGGUAGUGAACAGUUCAAGACGAUCGGCGAGGCGCUGAAGUUGGUGAAGAAGAAGAGCGAGAAGAGAUUCUCGGUGUACGUGAAGGAAGGGAGCUACGUGGAGAACAUCGAUUUGGAUAAGAACACGUGGAAUGUGAUGAUCUAUGGUGAUGGGAAGGACAAAACCGUCAUCGUCGGUAGCCGGAACUUCAUAGACGGAACGCCGACUUUCGAAACUGCAACUUUCGCUGUUAAAGGCAAGGGAUUCAUAGCCAAAGACAUAGGGUUUGUGAACAAUGCAGGUGCUUCAAAGCACCAGGCUGUGGCAUUGAGAUCUGGGUCAGAUCGCUCUGUGUUCUUCAGAUGCUCAUUUGAUGGCUUCCAAGAUACCCUCUAUGCUCAUUCCAACCGCCAAUUCUACCGUGACUGUGACAUUACAGGCACCAUAGACUUCAUAUUUGGCAAUGCAGCAGUUGUGUUCCAAAAUUGCAAAAUAAUGCCUAGACAGCCUUUACCAAACCAGUUCAACACCAUCACAGCUCAGGGAAAGAAAGAUCCUAACCAGAACACUGGAAUUAUAGUUCAGAAAUCAACGAUCACUCCUCUGGGUAACAAUCUCACUGCUCCCACAUACCUUGGCAGGCCAUGGAAAGAUUUCUCCACCACUGUCAUCAUGCAAUCUGAUAUUGGGUCAUUCUUGAAUCCGGUGGGGUGGAUGAGUUGGGUCCCUAAUGUGGAACCUGCAAGUACCAUCUUCUACGCAGAAUAUCAGAAUAAUGGGCCAGGAGCUGACGUGUCCAAGAGGGUCAAAUGGGCCGGUUAUAAGCCCACUCUCACGGACACCGAUGCAGAUAGGUUCACUGUGGAGUCCUUUAUCCAAGGCCCUGAUUGGUUGCCAAAUGCAGCUGUGCAGUUUGAUUCCACCUUGUGAUACAAAAAAUGUGUGGGUAUCAACUGUUACUCAUAUUUAACUUGUCUUUUUAAUCACGCUCUUCUAACAUGUAUUACUACACUACACGCAUUUUUUUACCUACUUUUUAUUGGUUUAUAAAAUUCUUUUGUUUGGAAAA